UGUCCGAACGUUUCUGAAUUCAUGUCGCGUCAGAAGGACCACGGUCUCAUCGUGUGAACAUAAUAUAUUUCGACUGGCGACGAUUAAAUAAAGAAUUGAUCAUCGAAUAAGUCAUAACUUAUAAAUACAGUAUUACGUUGGUCAUUCGACAUUGGCGUUCCGCGAUCGCUAUAAAUCUAAACCGGUACCGUUCUCUAGAUGCUUUUUACAUGCCGCCGGACAAACUUUACUCAAAAUAAGUCCGUGUUAUCGAGUCACACAGCUAUCGGUAGAUAAAGAGUUAAGGCACAGAUCUCUCGAUUCCAAGUAUUCAAGGUGAUGCCUUAGUCGCCGUCAUGUCCACGGUCGCGGUCAAUGUUCAAGCAGAAAAGAAGAUCGUUUGCUACUUCGGUAGCUGGACCGUCUAUCGACCAGGGAACGGGAAGAUUGAGAUAAAGGACAUCGACCCGAGCCUUUGCACGCACAUGAUCUACAGUUUCGUUGGUCUUAACACGGAUGGUACCAUUAAGAUCAUGGACCCUUGGGCCGAUUUGCCUGACGGCGGAGGCAAAGACGGCUUCGGCAAGUUCGUCGCUCGCAGCAAACAGGGCGGUGCCAAAGCUAUGAUCGCGAUCGGUGGCUGGAACGAGGGUUCUGCCAAGUAUUCCCAGGUAGUUGGCAACCCGGGACUCCGGUCCCAGUUCGUUCGGAACGUGGUCAGUUUCCUGCAACGGUACAAGUUCGACGGUUUCGACGUCGACUGGGAGUAUCCUAACCAGCGCGGUGGCCAAUGGAGCGACCGAGAGAACUUUGUGGCUCUGUUGAGGGAGCUGAGACAGGCUUUCGAUAGCCACGGUUACACCCUCAGCGUGGCCGUUGGCGCCGCCGAGAAGUCUGCUUCUCAGUCCUAUAUCAUUAAUCAAGUGGCUCAGUAUGUUCACUUCAUCAACUUGAUGACCUAUGACAUGAACGGAUCCUGGAACAAUUGGGUUGGCCUCAAUGCCCCUCUCUAUGCUGCUACUCGGGAAAAAGGAGAGCAAGCUAAACUCAACGUUGACGCUUCCGUCCAUUACUGGCUCUCUCAAGGUGCUCCCGCUGACAAGAUCGUUCUUGGUAUUCCAUCCUAUGGAAGAACCUUCACUCUGGCGAACGCUGACAACAACGAUAUAGGCGCUCCAGCGGCUGGUCCCGGAACUGCUGGCCCAUACACCAGAGAGGCGGGCAUGCUCGGCUACAACGAAAUUUGCGAAUUUAUUCGCCAAGGGAGUUGGAACGUUCGUAGAGAACCCCAGCAGCGUGUGCCUUAUGCUGUCAAGGGCAACCAGUGGGUUGGAUACGAUGAUGUCGAAUCCGUUCGUGAGAAGUGCGAGUACAUUAAUCAUCUAGGACUCGCCGGUGCUAUGAUGUGGAGCGUCGAAACUGACGAUUUCCGUGGCAAUUCUGGGAAGAAGUAUCCUCUUUUAACUAUCAUGAACGAUGUUCUGAGGGGCCGUGUAUCUAGCGUGUCUUAAAUACCGCCUAAUCCACCACGAACUCAUACCAACUUUAAAAACUAACAUCAGAGGGUAUUUUCGCGACCCCACCCCAAUGACUGCUCUACCUUGUACUAUUGAACGAACAAGAGUGUGAAACGACAAUUUGAGUCACACCAGUUGCACUGCUCGCGUGGACUCAUUUCUGCAGCGGCUACCCUCAGCAGCAACUAUGUACAUAGAGAGAGAAAGCAACGUACUACUGAACCGCGCAAUUCAAAUGAAUCGAUUGUUACACCCGAACAGUUUUUGUGAUGUGAACAUUUUGUAACUUAAAAACGUUUUAAUAAAAAAAUAUCGUGAAAUAAA
Molecule: messenger RNA, 1820 nt
Organism: Megalopta genalis
Lineage: Eukaryota; Metazoa; Arthropoda; Insecta; Hymenoptera; Halictidae
Product: chitotriosidase-1
Biological process (GO): chitin catabolic process; carbohydrate metabolic process
Cellular component (GO): extracellular region
Molecular function (GO): chitinase activity; chitin binding
Source: RefSeq, a predicted model, not a curated record